AUAAAACUUCUUUCUUUCACUUCUCUCAAUUCUAUCUUCCCCCCUCCACCCCCGCCGCCGCCGCCGCCGCAUCUCCCCCUCCGCCCCCUUUUCGCCCUCUAGCCGCCAAUCAUGCAGCUCCUCGCGACCUGGUUCACCGUCGAGAAGGACCAGAAGAGCAAGUGCGGCCGCGAUGUGCGCAAAGGCCAAAACUUCAAGCUCUUAGACGUCUCAAAGGAUGAGAAAUCCAUCAAAGUCUCGAUCUCAGGCCACCCAGAUGACGCCGUUAUCGUUAGCGCAGACUGUGUGGCUACUCUAGCUGUGCUACCAGGCACGAUGAAAGACGACAAAGCCGCGAACCACGCAAACGACUUCUCGGUGAAGAAAGAGGAGACAGUGAGAGUCUACCGCGUCUCUUCCGAUCGUUCGCAGCUAGUGAUAGGCACUUCUACUUCUGAUACUUCUAGAAAGCAUUGCGAAGCGAGAAUACGGCAUAGAAGUAUUGGCAACUUGACAACUCUCGGAAAGUCUUAUGGUGGUUUAGAAGAUCACCGCCCUUUAUCAUCCGGGAAAAGACAUACCGAGAGCAUCAAGAUGAGCAACGGUCCGCGGCCAAGCGGUCAAAGCAUAAGGUAUAAGCACGGAAUGUUGACAGAGCGGUAGUUCUCAUCGAGUCGGGCGGUUGUGAAGGAGCCUCGGAAAACAACCAUACUUUCUCUGGAUGAAGGGAAACACCGAGAUGUGUCCAAUUGAGCAAAGUUCUCAACGAGAAUUGUCUAGGUAGUCAGGCACUAGAGUAUUGCCAACUCGGUAGCUCUCGUAGAGUCGUGCAGCUGCUGAAGGGCUCCGAAAGACAUUCAAUCCCCCUUCCAGAUAAAGGAGCACUCGGAAAGCUGUCAAGAUGAGCAACGUUUUCUCCCCGCGUGAAGUCCAAGCUUCGCAACUGCCAGCCUCUUUCCGAUCGGGCGGUUACUAACUCUUAACACAUCCAGCACACGCGUAAUCGGCCGAGCGUAUCAGAGUUUCAUG
This is a messenger RNA of Neohortaea acidophila, 1008 nucleotides long. RefSeq lists its product as uncharacterized. The transcript has a single exon. The record is from RefSeq and is a predicted model, not a curated record. The coding region runs from base 112 to 642 and encodes 176 amino acids. Lineage: Eukaryota; Fungi; Ascomycota; Dothideomycetes; Mycosphaerellales; Teratosphaeriaceae.